Molecule: messenger RNA, 306 nt
Organism: Penicillium robsamsonii
Lineage: Eukaryota; Fungi; Ascomycota; Eurotiomycetes; Eurotiales; Aspergillaceae
Exons: 1
Coding region: 1-306 (101 amino acids)
Source: RefSeq, a predicted model, not a curated record
AUGGAGUCAGAGAGCCAUGCUGGAAUUGCCAAGAAGCCCCCGGAAGAAUCAGCGUUCAGUAUUGUUCAAUUGAACGCCUUCAGCCAGGACCUCCAAUACCUCACUGUGUUAGGCGUGGAUCAAGUUUCCAGUCUAAUAACCGAUGAGCUCAUACAGUCGGACCAACAAUCAUCAGAAGGAAUCGACUGCGUGGGUGGAGUCGCAGUUUCUAUAUUGCACGACGCUAUAAGCAGGCAGAUGCAGGUGCCAAUUCGAAGAAUGAUUCAUCAGGAGCAGAUGGAGUUGUUGCAGACAGAUGUUGAGUAA